AUGAUGAAGCGCACCACAACACUCGUCACGGGCGGUCGACGAUUUGCUGGCCUUCAAUCUCCUGUGGUGCCUUUCGCCUGGGCUGGUCGGCAAGCAACAUCGUCAUCUGCAUCGACGCUCCGAUCCGCCCGCCUCUACUCUGCUGAUGCUGACUCGAAGAAGACCGUGCACGUCACCUUCAUCGACAAGGAUGGCACAGAAAUCCCUCUCGAGGCUCCGGUCGGCAAGUCCGUUCUCGAGCUCGCCCACGACAACAAGAUAGACCUUGAAGGAGCGUGCGAGGCCUCGCUUGCCUGCAGUACGUGCCAUGUCAUCCUGGACAAGGAGUACUACGACAAGCUGCCAGCGCCCGUCGAAGAGGAGGAGGACAUGCUCGACCUUGCCUUUGGUCUCACGGAAACGUCUCGUCUCGGGUGCCAGAUCAUCAUCUCUCCCGAGCUGGAAGGCAUCAGGCUCAAGCUGCCACCAGCGACGAGGAACAUGAUGGGUUAG
Molecule: messenger RNA, 492 nt
Organism: Acanthamoeba castellanii str. Neff
Lineage: Eukaryota; Discosea; Longamoebia; Acanthamoebidae
Product: adrenodoxinlike ferredoxin 2
Exons: 5
Coding region: 1-492 (163 amino acids)
Biological process (GO): P450-containing electron transport chain
Cellular component (GO): mitochondrion
Molecular function (GO): 2 iron, 2 sulfur cluster binding
Source: RefSeq, a predicted model, not a curated record